UCUCUAUGGUUUCCUUCCUCUCCCGGUUGGGCAAGGUAGCUGACCUUGCGCUUGCGCAGUGAGCGCUUCCUUUUUCUUCUCUGCCUCCUGGAGGAGCAGCAAGAUGGCCAAGCGCACCAAGAAGGUUGGGAUCGUGGGUAAAUAUGGUACCCGUUAUGGAGCUUCCCUGAGGAAAAUGGUGAAGAAAAUUGAAAUUAGCCAGCAUGCUAAGUAUACCUGCUCCUUCUGUGGCAAGACCAAAAUGAAAAGGAAAGCUGUGGGUAUCUGGCACUGUGGCUCUUGUAUGAAAACAGUAGCUGGUGGUGCCUGGACAUACAACACCACUUCAGCAGUGACAGUGAAAUCUGCUAUUAGGAGACUGAAGGAGUUAAAAGACCAGUAGAAGCAUAUUUUUGCUCCAUUGUUAACCUUCUUCCAGUGUCUCAGUUCAUGUCAUGAUUGUCAAUUAAAGGUGGUUGUGAACCUUGAA
Messenger RNA from Rhineura floridana, 469 nucleotides. It is a transcript of the gene RPL37A, whose product is annotated as ribosomal protein L37a. The transcript has 4 exons. Gene Ontology annotation, biological process: translation. Gene Ontology annotation, cellular component: ribosome. The record is from RefSeq and is a predicted model, not a curated record. NCBI's taxonomy places the organism in Eukaryota, Metazoa, Chordata, Lepidosauria, Squamata, Rhineuridae. Bases 104 to 382 code for a protein of 92 amino acids. Gene Ontology annotation, molecular function: structural constituent of ribosome.